AUAAAAUAUCUUCAGUAGCGAACAGAAAACGCGCAUGGGACAUUACCGGCGACCAGACCAUUUGGUCUUUACGGGUUGCCGUAGUCAAAGCCACAAUCAUGGCCGCUGUCAUCUGACGCGAAACUUUUUGACGUGACAAACUUUUUUGAACUGAUGUCUUAACCGGCGUUGUGCUCCGACAUACGCACUUUACCACAGCAGGCAAGUCUAGCUAAAACGAAAUUAAACUUCACUUUUAAAUAUGUAGAAACCUUAUGCGUUUCACGAUGAUAGCUUAGAGUAGCUAAAGCUAGCUGCUUCCCACAGGUUAGCUAGCUAUGUAGCUAGGCGAUUCUGGUAUUUAAAUGACGUAGGGGCUAGGGCACCCGGCUGUAGCUCACCCGAAGUGCCUGUUUUUGGAUUUGGCUCGUUUAUUUUCCACAUUAAAAUGUUGCGCUUUUCGCGCUACUGCGUGAGCCACUGCCUUCACGCGGCGAUGACCCGGCUGGAUGAGGUCAACGGAGAGGUCAGCGUGUGGUCGUCUGUCCGGUGGCUGGGCUACCUGUCCGGUCUCAACCUGCUGGUCGCCCUGUUCCUGGGGCUCUACACCAGGUGGGAGAGAUCAUCGGAGUCCAUCCUGCUGGUCAUCUUCAUUUUGGCUCUGUUGGUGCUCGGGGUGGCAAGUGUGCUGCACUAUUAUUACAACCUGGAGAGGGUCAGUCGGGGAGUCCUUCACGUGUGUUACGGCUUCUUGUUGGGUCUGCUCUGCUUCGUCAGCAGUCGCGCCGUGGAGAGCGACGUAAAGGAGCAGGCGGUCAACUACAUGCUGCUGGUCUCCAUAGUCCUCAGAACUCUGUGGGCGCUGCUGGAGAGGAUGCUGGGAUGCGCCAAGUACCGAGCCGCCUUCCUGACCUCGGCAGAACGGCUGGAGCUGAGCGGGUUCGCCGCCGCCAGUUUUGUGCUGACCAUCGAUAAGGCCGUGAGCGUGCUGGUGCUGGUGGUGGCCCUCGCCACCGUCAUGGUGGCGCUCCGCAUGAAGGCGGUCCUGGCUAUCCUGAACCUGAUCAUUUUCGCUGUCAUCGCCGCCAUGCUGUUCGAGUCUCUGGACAUACCCAUCAACCGGUUCGCCCUCGCUUGCUUCUUCAGCCAGCUCAUCUGCGACCCUCUGAUGGAUGUCUACUUCAGUGGACUCUCGGUAACGGAGCGUUGGCAGCCGUUCCUGGUGUGGCGUGUUCUGUGGCGCCGCCUGUCCCUCCUGCCGCUGCUGGUGCUGGAGCUCACCUUCCUCGUCGUGUCGGCUCUGAAGAUCACCGACCUGCACCAGUGGUACUUCAGGAUCCCGGGCUUCGUGUUGCUUGCGCUGCUCUGGUCCACAUGUCACGUGGUGUUUCUAAUCACGGUGUGGGGCUUUCACACCAAGCUCAGCGAGUGCCAGAGGCUGUGCUUAUACCGGGGGUCAGAGGUCAACAGACUGGACAAGGUCAUGGCCUCGAAGGGCAUGAGGCACUUCUGCCUUAUCUCCAGACAACUGGUGACGUUCACGCUGUGGUCAACUGCUGCUGUUGCUGCGCUUUGUUGGCAGUCCUCUUCCAGCAUCUUUGUGAGCAUGUUUCUGCUUGUCCUGCCUCUGGAGUGUCUGUUCCAUGGGCUUUUUUUCGAACUUGGGAACAGCCUGGGAGGAACCUGUGUGGGCUACGCACUGGUCAUCCCCACCAACUACUGCAGCCCGGAUGGUCAGACCAUGCUGCUGCCUCCUGACGAGGUGCAGGAGGUGAACCGACGCUCUACAGGGCUAUUGAGCAAUGUGCAACGCUUCUUCGCCCAGCACCUGAUUGAGCCCUUCGGGUGUGACUAUUCCACCAGUGGGGUCACUCUGGAUGCUCUGCAGACAAAGAUCAAAUCGUUCUUUGAGCUUCGCACCGCGGACGGGCCUCGUCAUGACACCUACAUUAUCUUUUACAGCGGUCACACUCAUGGGACUGGAGAUUGGGCCCUGACAGGAGGAGACACGCUUUCUUUGGAUCAGAUCGUGGAUUGGUGGAGAGAGAAGAACGGCGCCUUCUGCUCACGCCUCAUUCUGGUCCUGGACUGUGAGAACUCACUACAGUGGGUGAAGCACAUUAGGAAGGUGGAGGGUCUGUAUGUGGCCGUGCAGGGAGCAGCGCUCGCUAGAGCAGCAGAUGUGGAGCUGCAGGAUCUACCGCAGCUUGGAGACUUCACCUCCCAGUGGGUGGAGUACAGCGUCAACAGCACCAUCCAGUGGUCGGCGAGGGGCAGAACAGUGUCUGCUGACUACGGCAUCUCCAGAAACUGGAGCGACUACACGCUGCACCUGCCGACAGGAUGUGAUGUCACCAAUCACUGGAGUAUGUACUACCCCUCGUUCAUUUACCCGGUGGUCCGUUUAGCGUUACGGUCAGAGCCGCAAUCUAACGGCACAAGUCUGCUAAAAUGGUUCAAGAGAAUCAAACUCAACUGGUUUCCACCAGCGAUACUGGACACUGGCCAGGGCUUCAAACUGGUCAGAUCUUAGAAAUAUGGACAGGGCCAUUUUUUUCUACCAUCCAUAUGUUUUGUAAGUCACCGAGUUUCGGCUCCUGAAAUCGGCAGCUAGUAGAUUGUAAACUCCCUGCUAGCCAGCGUCUUGUUACUGAAAAAGUAGUCACACAGUUACUGAUUGGGUUUUUUUAUUCCUGUUUUAUAUUGUUUGCUAAAUCUGUUUUAAUGUAGAAAUACCUGGAAAUGACGCUGAGCAUUUACACUAUUUUGCACAGUAUUGCAUUGUAUGUAAUGUAAACUUCGAUUCCUUCAUCCUACAGCCAUUCACUCAGUGCCUUGUACUGUAGAAUCCCCAAAGAUCGUGAAGACUGCUAAGCCAAUUGUUUUAACCGUAAACCAAAGGGACCGUGGUAGAUUCUUCAGAAAAACAUCUCAGGAGUGAAUUGUGAUGUUUCUACAAAAAAAGUUUUUAUAGUAAAAUGAUUCCUGAUACACUUUUAUGCUUCACUAUGCAUCUUACCUGCACAGCAUGAAAUAUAUUGCACUCCUUUGGUUCUAUAUUAAGUGCUAGGGAUGAUUUUUAAAUUCCUUUCAGCUGCUUCAGGGAGUCCAUUUGGUUUUAAAUUUAAUGGAGACAUGAAGUGCUGGCAGAAUCUUGCUUAUUUUAAACCCCAGAAAUUAUAUGCAUCGCAAGAUAAUGUCCAUUGUUCCUGGACUUUUUUUGCAGUUAACUGCUAUGCAACAUCAAUCUAAUCAGUUUGUGUUUAAAAAAGAAAUCAGGAGGAGAAAACACGCGAAAGAUCAAUGAAACUAUGCAAAAGCGGUAAAAGGGUUUUAUUAUGAAACAAUAUGAAGUUAAUGGACUGCCAGGCUAUUUUUAUAAAAAUAAAUGGUCUGCAUCUGGGCAACACUUUAAGGCUGUUAUUCCUGAAACCUUUGUAUAAAGAACCUUUUAUUACAGGGUUGAAUGUUUGUAACUAAAUGUGUUUCCCCUCCAAUAGUCCUGUGUAAUAACCACAAAUACAGCCUUAGAUGACUAUUUUUAGGCUCCCCGGCCACUUUAAGGUACACCCGUACAGACUGAACACCAUGGUCACCGUGCCUUAUGCUAAACUGCUGUAUCAGGUUUAGCUUUACUUUUGUGUAUAUUAAGCUAUAUCUAUCUAGACAAAUGUUAGUUUUUGCAUAUUUAAAUAAAUGCCAAAUUCAAUAAUAACUUGCGCAUAAACAACCCCGGCGAUUAAGAGCAAUGAAAAGCAUGAAUGGUGAAAGCAUGAAGAAGCUGUAAAGAUGGACGGCUCAAAAAUAAAGGAUUUAGCCAAAGUA
Messenger RNA from Betta splendens (Siamese fighting fish), 3804 nucleotides. RefSeq names its product transmembrane protein 168b (gene tmem168b). The transcript has 4 exons. The coding region runs from base 428 to 2512 and encodes 694 amino acids. The record is from RefSeq and is a predicted model, not a curated record. Lineage: Eukaryota; Metazoa; Chordata; Actinopteri; Anabantiformes; Osphronemidae.